Aspergillus brunneoviolaceus CBS 621.78 is the source of this 1461-nucleotide messenger RNA. RefSeq lists its product as uncharacterized. Lineage: Eukaryota; Fungi; Ascomycota; Eurotiomycetes; Eurotiales; Aspergillaceae. Bases 398 to 1174 code for a protein of 258 amino acids. The transcript has a single exon. The record is from RefSeq and is a predicted model, not a curated record.
CUUUCUUUCUGCACCCCCAGCCUCUUCGAACCCCCCCCCUUUCCAGCGCUUAUUAUUUUUAUUCUUGUUAUGCCUGCUGCAGCCCGCCGCCGCACACCCCGAGAGGUAAGAGGUCAAAGAAGAGAAGGCUGGCAGUGAAUCUCACUGGUUUAACUUCGACCACUCCUACUCCUGCUUUUCCGACUACUACAACUACUGCUACGUAUAAUCUUCAAUCUCAUCGUGCCUGCUACUUCCCUAAUUCUUCCUCCAAAAUCCCUCUCCCUUUUCCUCCCCUCUCCCCAAGGGGAAAUCCCAACCCGGCAAGAAAAAACCCCCCCCCCGUCUCCACUUUUUCCCAUUCCCUCCGCGAUAAGCCGUAUACUUCCGUGGCUCUUCUCCCCCGGGUUGCGCAACAAUGCCACUUCGCGACAAGCUCCAACGUCAUAAGGAAUCCCUCAGCGCCAACACGAACACCAACACAUCCACCUCUACCAACCAGUAUGGGUCCACCACAGCUGGAGGAGGGAUGAUGGCACCCACCACGCCCGUGAACAGCAGCAAUCCCACCGUCCCGCAAUUCACCUUCAUCCGCACCGACACCACCACCCAAGAAGUGAUCCGCCCGCCCGUCUUCGAGGGUGAUGCCCCGGACCCCUCUGCACCAACCACAACCACCACAACAGAACAACAACUUGCGGCUGCUUCCCCGCCGUCCUCCCACCAUCGCAAAUCCCUCAACCCCUUCCGUCGGUCGCGAGCUCCCUCACAAUCCUCAGGCGUGACGUCCCCGCCGCGAGCCCGGGGCGAAGGCCGGCUGUCGCAUCUGCUGCAUCUCGACCGCGGCGGUGGUAGCGGCGGCGGUGGCGGUGGCGGGUGGUCGCGGAGUUCGAGCUCCUCGUCCGUGAACGUCCCGCCGGAUCUCCCGCGGAUAAUCACUAGUGGUGGGAAGGGGGAUGGCGAUGCUGCGGCGGCGGCGGGCGAGGAUGUGGAGGCCGAGUGGGAGCGGCGGGCGACGGUGCUGGUGCAACGGAACCCGCAGUUCGCGGCGUGUUUGUCGCCGACCGGUUCCACCACGCCCACGGGGUUUGGGAUGGACGGGGCGGUGGCGUCGCGGUCACGGAGUUCGAGUUGCAGUCGGAUUAAUGAUCCGGAUGGCGAUGUAAGUUUUUUGCCGGUCUGGGUGGGAGGAUAAUAAGGGGUUGUGUGGCUGAUGCGGGACGCGGGGUGCGAAUAGGUUAAUAUCCAGGAGGCUAUUCGACUGCAUGAGGCUGGAGGUAUGUGUUCGUCCUUUGCGGAGUUUCUUUAGAACUGUGCGGUCAUCGCUAACACUGUGUGCAUGAUGGUAGAUCUGGAACGAUCCACCGAGAUGUUUGGUCGCUUAGCCGAUCCUGAAGGGGCCAACAAUGCUCUCAGUCAAGUGCUCUAUGGGCUUGCACUUCGGUAAGACCUGACUACGGUUUUCGUUGGCUCAGUGAGGUC